Parnassius mnemosyne (clouded apollo) is the source of this 1272-nucleotide messenger RNA. NCBI's taxonomy places the organism in Eukaryota, Metazoa, Arthropoda, Insecta, Lepidoptera, Papilionidae. The record is from the annotation of a GenBank genome assembly.
AUGAGUUUAGUGGCUAAUACUGGAAAAUUGGCUGGUCGGACCCUGUUCAUAACGGGUGCUUCUAGAGGUAUUGGAAAAGCUAUCGCCUUAAAAGCGGCAAAAGAUGGAGCGAACGUUGUUAUUGCCGCUAAAACAGCUGAACCACAUCCAAAACUACCCGGUACCAUUUACACUGCUGCAGAAGAAAUUGAAGCUCUUGGAGGAAAAGCAUUACCUUGUAUAGUAGAUGUGAGAGACGAAAAACAAGUGCAGAAUGCUAUUGAUGAAGCUGUUAAAAAGUUCAAUGGAAUUGACAUCCUGGUGAACAAUGCUUCAGCUAUAUCUCUAACAGGUACAGCACAGACCGACAUGAAGAGAUAUGAUCUUAUGCAUAACAUCAAUACGAGAGGGACUUUCUUAACAUCAAAACUUUGUCUACCUUUACUGAAGAACAGUGACCAUGCUCACAUCCUGAACUUAUCGCCUCCAUUAAAUAUGAACCCAUAUUGGUUCUCAAUUCAUGUGGCUUACACAAUGGCUAAAUAUGGAAUGUCAAUGUGUGUCCUUGGCAUGAGUGAAGAAUUCAAAUCUUUUAACAUUGGAGUUAAUGCUCUCUGGCCUAAGACAGCUAUUGCUACAGCUGCAAUAGAAAUGCUGACCGGAGACACAUCAACCAGUCGCAAACCAGAAAUUGUUUCCGAUGCAGCAUAUAUAAUGCUUUCUCAAGACCCAAAGAAGUACACUGGCAACUUUGCUAUUGAUGAAGAGGUAUUGAAAGAGCAUGGGAUUAAGGACAUGACACCAUAUGCUUGUGAUCCAAAGAAUGCGGAUAAUCUUCUCCUGGACGGAUUUCUGGACGACCCAGCUGCAAUCAGUCACCACCAAACAGUAUCCACUGCCUCACUUAGACGUUAUCAUACAACCCCUGUCAAUAAUAAGGAGAAGAGUGAAUUGAAGGGUGAGAUACCGGAACUAUUUGCCACUAUCAGCAAAGUGAUCACACCCGAACUUGUGAAGAAGACUCAAGCCAUCUACCAGUUCAAUGUUAAAGGCAAAGAAGAAGGCGUUUGGCACAUAGAUCUGAAAAAUGGCGAUGGCACUUGUGGUCAGGGUGAGCCUAAGAAUCCCCCUGAUGCAACAUUAACUAUGGACAGCACAAACUUUGCCGAAAUGUUUGCUGGUAAGUUAAAACCUACCACUGCAUUCAUGAUGGGUAAGCUAAAAAUAAAUGGAGAUCUUCAGAAGGCUAUGAAGUUAGAGAAAAUGAUGAAGUCAUUGAAGACUAAGGUUUAA